Penicillium longicatenatum is the source of this 915-nucleotide messenger RNA. RefSeq lists its product as uncharacterized. Lineage: Eukaryota; Fungi; Ascomycota; Eurotiomycetes; Eurotiales; Aspergillaceae. The transcript has a single exon. Bases 1 to 915 code for a protein of 304 amino acids. The record is from RefSeq and is a predicted model, not a curated record.
AUGGCUAUCUUCGAUUCCGACAAGCGCCCUCGCGGCCUACGCGUCCCGUCCCUAACGGCGAUGAAAAACGGCAGCGUGGCCGCCAAAUCGCAAUUCUCCUUCUCCUCCAAGAAGUCAAACGAGGUGAAAACUCCCGAGGAAGAGCCCUCGGUGGUUCCUGUGGCCGUACCUGCCCUGCCACCGCAAAAAGCCCCGCCAACAAAGGAGCUACCGCCCCCGCCGAAAGACCAGGUCCCUCCUCCCCCGCGGAUGUUGACGAAAGUCCCACCACGGCGCAAAGUUGCCAAUGCGACGGAUGGAAUUACUUCCCCAGUUGCACAGACACCGGUGACUGCACCUGCACCCGUACCAGCACCUGUCCAGGCGCAGGCACAACUACCAUCUCCGCCAUUGCAAGCAACGCCGCAAGCGGCUUCCCCCCAAACACAAGUCUACGCUCCGGCACCACAGCCAGCUGCCCCGCAACCGGUCAGACCAGCAGAACAAUCAGUGGUGGUGAACAAGGCACAAAACUACGUUUCGGACCCAACAGUACCUCCAGUCACCCUAUCUCCUCCACCGAGCGACGAGAACGAGGCGUUAACCCCACUCGAAGACUUCAUCCCCACCCCCGAGGGCCCCGGGACUCCUCUAGACAAUCUAUCCACCGAAGAACUGUCAAUGCCCCCCAUGCCGGAUAUCGAGCCCGUCGCGGCACCCUUGAACAAGAUUCACUUCGCCUGCUUCCAAGAGCAUCGGAAUAUGCCCGUGGCGCAGAACGUGUGGUGUCCACUUCCCUGCCAGACAUGCCACAAGUUCAACCGGGAGAUCCGGCAUCGUUGUGUGUUCUGCUGCUUGCGCGUCUGCGAGGGAUGCUACCAGGCGUUGCAGAAAUGCAGGAAUCGUUCGUUGAGCGAGUUGAUGCAGAAGCUCUGA